This is a messenger RNA of Wyeomyia smithii (pitcher-plant mosquito), 756 nucleotides long. RefSeq lists its product as uncharacterized. The record is from RefSeq and is a predicted model, not a curated record. Bases 1 to 756 code for a protein of 251 amino acids. Lineage: Eukaryota; Metazoa; Arthropoda; Insecta; Diptera; Culicidae. The transcript has a single exon.
AUGCUCCGAUUCAGAAUCUACCCGAUCGCACUAGUCGCCGACAUGGAAAAAAUGUAUAGACGAAUUCGCGUACAUCCUAAUGAUACACCCUAUCAGCGAAUUUUCUGGAGAUUUAGUGACUCUGAACCCAUUCAUACUUACGAGCUGCUAACUGUCACCUACGGACUAGCUCCGUCCUCCUUUUUAGCAACGAGGACACUUCAGCAGCUAGCAGCAGACGAAGGUAGCAACUAUCCGUUGGCCGAGCCAAUUCUUCGCAAGGGAUUCUAUGUCGAUGAUUGCUUAGGUGGUGCACAAUCAAUUAGCGAAGCUUUACAGUUAAGAGCACAGCUUGAGGAGCUAUGUAAAAGAGGUGGAUUUGUUUUACGCAAAUGGACUUCAAAUAAGCUGGAAGUACUACAAGGACUUACGCAAGACCAAAUCGGUACGCAAUCGUCGCUGACAGUCACCCCAAACGAAGCUAUAAAGGCGCUGGGAAUCGGGUGGGAACCGGAGGCCGAUACACUGCGUUUUGAUUCUAAAAUCGACCAACCAAAUGAACGUUUGACAAAACGCUCAAUUUUGUCAUCUAUUUCACAGCUUUUCGACCCGUUAGGAUUGAUCACCCCUAUCGUCAUACGAGGCAAAAUGCUAAUGCAAGAUCUCUGGCUUGCACAGUGCGACUGGGACCAACAGGUACCACCAAGCAUCCAAGAUAGAUGGAAUAAGUAUUGUACCGAGCUGCCAGCAAUCGCAGAGUUUAGAGUAAACCGUUAA